AUGGACUCCGCCAUGCGAGAAGCAGGGAAGGAGCACGGGCCGCUGGUGGCGGAUCAACGCCUACUCGAGCGCGAGAUCGAGAGCGUAGUUAAGAUUAUCUCCAGGUCGGAGAUGUCUACCGUGUGGCUACAGCAGCGCGACCGGACGGGCGAGGCUAACACGGUCAGCAAAGCUCGACAGAAUCUGCGGCGGCUGUACGCCCGCGCCCGAUCAGCGUGGGCCUUGUCGCGGACGCCGACCUCCUCCCCGGACGCAACAAGCCUCCCCGCCGGAAACUCCCUCAUGCGUGUCGGGCUGGGGGGGCUAAUCUCUCCCAGGGACUGCAACACUAUCGUCCGUGAAGCUCUUAAAGUCGACGAUUGGGCACCGUGGGACGGGGACCUGGGGACGCGCGCCUUGGGGACCAGUCUCGAGAACCUUCCGCUCUCUCGCGCGCUCUGGGACGGGAAGCGCGGGGAGUGCUUUCGGCCAGGCGGCCAAGGGACGGGGAUUAUAUUCUCUGGAAAACUUCGCCACGCGUCGUUGAGAAUACCUCACGGGGAUGGCGCGCCGGCGGGCAGCGGGAACAGCGAAGGGUCUAGGCAAGAGCACCCGCCGGUGCUGCUGCUGAGGGGGUUCGCCUCUAUUCAGCACCCGUCGGUGGCGGAGGAGUCCGCUCGGUGGCAGUGGGGCUCGCCCGCGUGGCACAUAGACGCGCCUUGGAUCAGAGAUCAGGAUAUCCUGGAUCGGGUUUGGGUGGCCAGCGGGUCGGACCUCGGUGCCGAAGCGGCCGACGGGAGGCACCCACCGCCGGCGGGCGGUGCGGCAGCAGCUGCGGCAGCCGGGACGGCACCCGCGGGUGUCGACCCCCCGCGGAGCUACUAUCUCCAACGGAUGAACACCACCCUGGCGCACCGGUACUACCGCCAAGGGUUGGCGGGCAUGGACGUCCCCGUCGUGGACUCUGCUGGGCGCCCCGUGAUUGACCUCGUCGAGGACGGGGGGGUGUCCUCUUGGUGGCGGCGGGGGGUUAUCGGGGCCGACAAGCCGGGCGAGGUUACUCUGAAAGCCGUGCUUCGAAGGCGUUUCCCUUGGUCCCGGCGGCGACAGGUGGGGAAGGCGGGCCUGAGCACCGACGCGGGCGCCUCUCCCCGCAUGGACGCGGCGCUGCAACAGCUGUUCGGGUCUUCUUCUACGUCCUCCGCGGCCGCGGCAGCAAGAAGGGAGCAGGUCGUCGCGGGGGACUCGCCGCUGGCGGCGCGGCAGCAGGGGUCCCCGCUCGUGGGCGUCCCGGUGCCGCCGAUCAAGUACGUGUUCGUCGACCCUCGGUAUCGGGGGCUGGGCUUGGGCAAGCGGCUUUUUCUGGAGGCGAUGCGCAGCCUCGCCCGGCGGGGGUUCCGGUUCGCGUUGAUCGUGGUGGAGGACAACGGCACCGGCGGGCUGUUCGGCUUCUACGAAGACAUGGGGUUCGUCAGGGCGGAGGAGGAGUUGGGGUUGCCGCGGGCCAUGAUUGCGCCCAUCCCGCCGCCGGAUGGAACGUAG
Ectocarpus siliculosus is the source of this 1521-nucleotide messenger RNA. Lineage: Eukaryota; Phaeophyceae; Ectocarpales; Ectocarpaceae. The record is from the annotation of a GenBank genome assembly.